AUGUCGGUCACGGUGCAGUCCAAGUCGUCUGCGCCUGCCAAGGUGGCGCCGUCGUCGCGACAGAAUCAUCUCUACUGCGAAGCCCCCGCUUGCAGCUACGCCUGGGCCCAAGACUCGAUCGAGGACGUCGAGAACAACGCUCGCUACGUGUUUGUUCGCAUCGAGGGAGUGCCCCACGUGUCGUACUUUUGCGCGUCGUGUCACGCGGCCUUGACCGACGACGAGAAGCGUAAUGUGCCCAUUUUCAACGACAACUUGGUCAACUCGGUGAGCCUCUCGCGCCUCGAGCGCCUCGACAGCUACCGCGUCCUUUUGACCAACGUCAAGACGUACAUGCUACCGCUCGCCUGCAUUGUGCUCUUCUUGCCGAUCCUGGGGCCACUGCUUGCGUUCGGGGGCGGCCGCUGUCGGCUGCCAGCGCGCCUUCGAGAGCUCUGGCCGCACCUUCCAAAAGGUCAUGUGGGCCUCACGUUCUUCCUCCUCUCUACCACGUACGUUGGCAUCGCGCUCUGCUUUCCUUUUACGAGCCAGUGCGUUUUUUGGGGCCUCCUCGAAGGGUACAGCGUUCUCUUUAGCCUCGUCAACAUCCUGACCCACACCAACAUCAACGGCUACGUCAACGUGUCCGAUAGCCUCCGUCGUAACCGCAACCCGUUCAUUCAGCUGCAGUACGCCAUGUUUCGCGCGCUCUGUAGCGGCGGGGUCCCCGUACUCGGCUUGCUCGAGCUGCUCUUGCUCAUUAGCGCACCACCACUCGCGACCGUUGUCUACUCGAGCUCCAAGCGCCUCACCGACCCGACGGAUUUGAACGCGCUCUCGCUCCUCGACAGCACGACGCAGGAGCCAAUCGACCCCAGUUUCCUUCCCGGCGUGUUUGUCUCACGACCAAUCCAGCGCCGCAUUGUGGGCAUCAUGGGCUGGCGACGCUUUACACUCCUUCUCGGACUCGUUGCAUCGGUCGCCAUCAACGGGCUCCUCACCGCGUCGUGGGUGGGCGGUGUGAUUCCGAGCUUUGACUUUGUCGUGCCGGGGGCGUACGCUCUUGUGAGCUCGCCAGCCAACGCCAUGUACGGUAUGUCUGGCGAGCUCGCUGCCCGCAGCUGUGCAUCGACAACGAUCGGGCUAUCGACGACGUCGUCGGUGGUGUGGAACUUGGGAUUUGAACCGGCGCCGACGGUGGAUGUCGGUCUCCCGCUUGUGACCCUUUUCUUUUCCAACCAUGAGAGCGUGCCUGUGCCGUUUACGGUCGAGACAGCGUGGAACAUCCAGCUCGUCAACCAAAGCGGCAGCCAUGCGACGUUCUAUCCGCUCCCGAAAGAAGCGUACUUUAGUUUGCGUGCCAACUUUGACGGCGACUGCACCGCCGUGCGCGCGCUCCGCCCCGUCGCGACCGUCUACUAUGCCACCUCGUCGCUGCAAAUGUACGUGGCAGCACAGACGCUCGACGUUUCGAUGGUGUUCUUUCCGGUCUUUCUCUUGUUGAAACAAAUUGCGCAGUGUGGCGUCUUCAGUAUAUGCAUCGGUGGUCUCUCGGGCCGCAUCUGGGCGCUCUGGAUCAAAUUUGACUCGAUUUCGUCGGUCGGCCUCUACCCCCACUUUGGCACCACCCCGCUUCAGGUCGACCUUGGCUGCCGCACCAACCUCAUUGCGUGGAUGGCCGUUCGGCGCAGCGUCAUUGGGGCCACCCACCUCUUUACGAGCUUUGUCAAGCCCUUGUUAUCGCUGGCACUCGUCCAACUCGCGAUCGCGUUUGGGGGGCUCCUCGUGUAUGCGUUGACGGGGACGGCGCCCAUGCCAACGUACUUUUUACUGGUCCUUGCCGUCGUGAGCUCGAUCUCGACGCUCGUGUUUUUAUACCCGCUCUCUGAGGCGAUGGAGAUCCAAGCCAAUCACGGCGAUAUGCUUCGAGAGGUGCAAUUGCAGCACCUCCUCAAGAAAGGCGCCAACGACACCGAUGAUGGCGUCGGGGACCUCCUCGCUGUCUACGUGGAUAUCGUUGACAACCACGACGACCGGAUCACGUUUUGGGGCACGGAGACGUCGAAAGAGAAACUGCAAGGUCUCGUUGUCACGCUCGCGUCCGGCCUCUCGUUCAUUGGCUCCAAGACAGUACAGUACGAGUGGUCCACGCUCAAUCCAUAUUACGAUUACGUUGGCAACAACAUUCCCCACUUGUAA
This is a messenger RNA of Saprolegnia parasitica CBS 223.65, 2178 nucleotides long. RefSeq lists its product as hypothetical. The coding region runs from base 1 to 2178 and encodes 725 amino acids. The record is from RefSeq and is a predicted model, not a curated record. NCBI's taxonomy places the organism in Eukaryota, Oomycota, Saprolegniomycetes, Saprolegniales, Saprolegniaceae. The transcript has a single exon.